Manduca sexta (tobacco hornworm) is the source of this 784-nucleotide messenger RNA. RefSeq lists its product as uncharacterized. NCBI's taxonomy places the organism in Eukaryota, Metazoa, Arthropoda, Insecta, Lepidoptera, Sphingidae. The record is from RefSeq and is a predicted model, not a curated record. The transcript is spliced from 2 exons. The coding region runs from base 287 to 769 and encodes 160 amino acids.
AUAAUCAUCCGAUUUGACGUCAGAGCUGUGAUGUAAAAUAGUAUUUAUUUACAAGUGUUUUGUUCGCAAUAUUUUCAUUCGUAAGCAUUUAUUUGUGCGUAAAAUAAGUUCGCGAUAAAUGGCCUUCGUAGAACAGUAAACAUUCGCGUAUUACGUCUCGGUGAAUGCAAACGCUGUGAUAUCUUCGUAACCGAUAAACGAAAUAUUCAGUAAUUAAUCUAUUUUCGCGCACUCGUAGAAUAAAAUAAACGCCUAGAAAAUAGUGAAUUAGCAGUGCGAUAUUAAAAUGUCUUUGGGCAGUCAGUGGCGUAUAAUAAGGCACUAUUUGUCGUUAACCAAUUUAAACAGUGAAGUGGAGAAAUUAGUGCAAAAAUUUAAGCCAACGUCUCCGGAGCAAUGGGAAAAAUUACUAGCUACAAUUCAAAAAGCUGUCCCAGUGCAGGUAAUGAGAGAAAGCAAGUCUGAAGAAAAAAAGGAUGACAGAGUUUAUUCCACAACUGUUGAUAAUGUAGAAAACAAAAGUGAAAAGGAAGAAAAACCGAGUCCACCGGCACUCAGUGUGGGUUCCGAGGCGAAAGACAUUACAUUUGAAGGGUUCCUACAAGGUCUUAAACUCAAAACAGAUCUUCAUUUUGGCAAAAUAUCCGAGACAAGCUGGAAAUCUAAAAAACCUGUAGUUAACAAGGUUGGUUAUGAGUUUUCAAGUUUAAAGAAAUAUAAUUAUAAAAUUAAUUCAGUUUUGUGGUUGAGUCAGUGUUUUUUUAAAUAGACUUAAAAGAUAUCU